CAAUAAGUGUGAAGUUAGCUACUAGCAGUUCAUAUUUCCAUAGUAAAAAGUGGAGAGUAUCGUAAUUUCUAUAUCGUAAGACUGUUUACUAUCAAGGAAAUCGUUGGAAGUCGUCGUCUACCUUUGAAACGACCAAUGUUUUUUUUUGUAUAAUUAAUUUUCUGAUUGCAUUUAGUACCGUAUAUCGUUUGAAAAAAUACUGUUGUGUUUUAAUUGUAUGUUACAAAGUCGCACCUAUAAUCGUGAUUCAUCGAACAGUUUUGAAUAACCUCGAUAUGAAAUUUGACAUUUGACCACGCAUUUGACACCACAGGGUCCAUCAACCAUUCGUUACUAGAGAACGAUUAAUCUAAAUAAACUUUAGGUUUAGUAUUACCAGUUCAAGAUGAAGAAAAAGGUUCUGUUAAUGGGUAAGAGUGGUUCAGGGAAAACGAGUAUGCGUAGCAUUAUUUUUGCUAAUUAUAUUGCACGCGAUACUCGUCGUCUGGGAGCAACAAUCGACGUUGAACAUAGUCAUGUUCGAUUCCUUGGUAAUCUGGUGCUAAACCUCUGGGAUUGUGGUGGUCAAGAAGCAUUCAUGGAAAAUUAUUUUGCAUCACAGCGUGAUAAUAUAUUCAGGAAUGUAGAAGUUUUGAUCUAUGUUUUUGAUGUAGAAUCAAGAGAAUUAGAUAAAGACAUGCAUUAUUAUCAGAGUUGUUUAGAAGCCAUAUUGCAAAAUAGUCCAGAAGCGAAAAUAUUCUGUCUAGUACAUAAAAUGGAUUUGGUGCAAGAAGAUCAACGAGAUCUGAUAUUUAGGGAGAGAGAAGAGGAUCUGAAACGACUUAGUUUGCCCCUUGAAUGUACUUGUUUUAGAACUAGUAUAUGGGAUGAAACAUUAUAUAGAGCAUGGUCUUCGAUUGUAUAUAUGUUGAUUCCUAAUGUGAAAGAACUUGAACAAAGUUUGAAACAAUUUACAAACAUUAUUGAUGCCGAUGAAGUACUUUUGUUUGAAAGAGCAACAUUUCUAGUAAUUAGUUAUUGCCAAAGACAACAUCAUAGAGAUGUACACCGUUUUGAGAAAGUUUCUAACAUAAUAAAACAAUUCAAGCUGAGUUGCAGUAAACUGGCGGCGCAAUUUCAAAGUAUGGAAGUUAGAAAUACGAAUUUUGCGGCUUUCAUCGACGUAUUUACCUCCAAUACUUAUGUAAUGGUUAUUAUGUCAGAUCCCGCAAUCCCGUCAGCGGCAACGUUAAUCAAUAUUCGUAACGCGCGAAAACAUUUUGAAAAGCUGGAGCGUGCUAGUCAAAGCUCAGCCUUAAGUAGAUAGAAAUCAAUUCGACCCAGGCGCGUUGUCACCCGGGUCCAAGGUGUUAAUCAUUGUUGAAUCUAAGAGUCAUUUCGAAAUAAAGUCACUAGAAUGAGAGUACAAUUGCACGAGAAUUGACCAAACUGUAUCGAUAAAUUUGUCAACGAACAUUUUAUAUGGUAAUUGUCAACAUAAGAAUAAUGUUUUCAGACCUGUAUUGGGUGCUAAAAACGGAACUUCAAAAGCACUCACUGUUUCGUUGGUAUAAAAUUUAAACGGAACAUAUGAAAAGAUUUUACGUUAUUGAUAUCGUAUUCAGUCAACACUUUAUAUUAUUCAAUAAGGGAAAACGCUCUCGUUCUUGGCUCUUAGAUCAUGCAUGGUUUCCUGGGUAAGGAAUUUUCCUGGUUCCAUGUUAUUAUACGUCUCAUUUCUGUACAGCAAUUAUUCUGGCCUGUUUCAAAGAUAUAUAUAUUUUCUUACGUUAUAUUCGAUUAAUAUAAUAAGCCAUAACGAUCAUACUUUAUUACAGCAAAAAUUAACGUAACUGAACGUCAUUAUAUCUCUGAAUUUAUAUAAACGAUAAUAUGGGUCGUACGCUAUACUUUGUAAGAAAUUUCGAUUGCCCAAUAUCUUUUGACAUAAACGAGCAAACAUUAAAUUUGUAUGAAUUUAUUUACAGCUAUAUUUAUGAAUAAUAUUAGGCAAAAAAUGUGGAAUAAUAACUAUGCUUAAGUAUGUAUCAUUAAACUGUAUUUUUUAAAUGUACAAAUAAAAGAAAGAAUAAAUACAGA
Messenger RNA from Hylaeus volcanicus, 2079 nucleotides. RefSeq names its product ras-related GTP-binding protein A (gene RagA-B). The record is from RefSeq and is a predicted model, not a curated record. The transcript is spliced from 7 exons. The coding region runs from base 386 to 1306 and encodes 306 amino acids. Gene Ontology annotation, molecular function: GTPase activity; GTP binding. NCBI's taxonomy places the organism in Eukaryota, Metazoa, Arthropoda, Insecta, Hymenoptera, Colletidae. Gene Ontology annotation, biological process: regulation of autophagy; positive regulation of TOR signaling; cellular response to starvation. Gene Ontology annotation, cellular component: lysosome; nucleus; Gtr1-Gtr2 GTPase complex.